Messenger RNA from Lottia gigantea (owl limpet), 1317 nucleotides. RefSeq lists its product as hypothetical. Gene Ontology annotation, biological process: carbohydrate metabolic process. Gene Ontology annotation, molecular function: alpha-1,4-glucosidase activity; carbohydrate binding. The record is from RefSeq and is a predicted model, not a curated record. The annotation marks the transcript as partial. The transcript is spliced from 9 exons. Lineage: Eukaryota; Metazoa; Mollusca; Gastropoda; Lottiidae.
CAUUACUCUAGAAUUGACUGCUACCCAGAAGUUAUGGGAGGGAUUGAGAAAGUAAACGAAGGUAAAUGUCUAGCUCGAGGAUGUUUAUAUGACUCGGUUGUUAUGUCAGGGGUACCACACUGUUUCUUUAAAACAAAUGAUUAUGGCUAUAUGAUAAACGGUACUAGAGAAGAUACAGAUUUAGGGUACCAAAUUCCAUUGAAAAGAUCACCACUACCAGGUCCGUUCCCUGAAGAUCUUCAACAAAUUACAUUUGAGGUUCAAGAGUUAGAUGAUCAUCUGCUUCGAGUCAAGAUAUUUGACAAAAACAAGAAACGAUUUGAAGUUCCGCUGGAAUUAACCAACCCUGGCACAAAAGCUGAAAAUCCCCGUUAUAUGGUUAAAUAUUUCAAUAAUAACACUUUUAGUUUCCAAGUCAUCAGACAUACUACAGAAACAGUAUUAUUUGAUACCAGUGUCGGUGGACUUACAUUUGCUGACAAGUUUUUACAGAUCUCUAGCAAGUUACCAUCAACAAAUAUUUAUGGAUUUGGUGAAAAUGCUAUUAAAGAUUCCUUUAGACACAAUCUUUGGUUCAAAUCAUAUCCUUUGUUCAGUCGAGAUCAACCUACAAAUGAACCUUUAAACCACUAUGGCGUCCAUCCCUUCUACACAGUUCUAGAGAAUGAUGGCAACUCUCAUGGAGUUUUAAUACUCAAUUCUAAUGCACAAGAAUAUUCUUUUACCCCAUUACCAAUGUUGACAUACCGAACUAUUGGAGGAAUAUUAGAUUUAUAUUUCUUCCUCGGUCCUGAACCAGAAAAUGUUAUUCAACAAUACACUACAAUGAUAGGGAAACCGUACAUGCCACCAUACUGGAGUUUAGGGUUCCAAUUAUCGCGAUUUGGUUAUGACAAUCUCGAAGAAAUGAAACAGGCUGUAACAAGGACACGGGAAGCAAAAAUUCCUCAUGAUGUUCAAAUGGCUGAUAUAGAUCAUAUGAAUCAGAGAAAAGACUUUACAGUGGAUGAUGUAAAUUUUGCCGGAUUAAAAGAUUAUUUUAAUGAUUUGAGAAGUGAUGGAAUGAGGACUAUCAUUAUUCUGGACCCAGCAUUACAAGCAGAAGAUACAAAUUAUGAACCGUAUGAAAGAAUUAAAGCAGUAAAUGGUUAUAUAAAAUGGCCAGUUGGUGCAUCUAUUCCCUCAGAUAUGGUAUUUCCAGAUUUUUUCAAUGAGAACACAGCACGAGUCUGGUCGGAACUGAUAGCUGAACAUACAAAUCUGGUCCCCUUUGAUGGUAUUUGGAUUGUAAGUUUAUUCCUGUUUACUUUUCGCUAA